GUCGGAAGUGCCUUUUGUACUGAAAUGUUGAGCGGAAGUGCUUUGCGUUUGUGCCGGUGACUUGACGACGAUCUCUUCAACCUGCCACAUCUGAACGUCUAGCAAUAAAAGCACCAGAGGAACAAAGACGUCGUUCUUAUUGUCACACUGGAAGCAGAUCUCAUGAUGAUGAUGGAGAAAUCCAGCAGCCAAUACGACUCCUUCCUGUUCUGGAGGCAGCCCAUCCCUCCUCUGGACCUGGAUGAGCUGGAGAACCUUGGCUACAUUGACUGUCCUCACCGAGGACAAGACAGUACGGGGCAGGAAGAGGAGGAGGAGCUGAGCCAGUUCUCGUCCUUCAACUACUGGAGGGAUCCCAUCGCCAGUGUGGAUGCUCUGCUGGACGACUUCAACCUGCUGCUGUGAAAUCCCAACUGGCCACUUUUUUGUCACUUUGCAUGCUAUGUGACCCCCCAAGCUUAAAAAAAACAGCCUGCAAUGGUGGCCAUUUUGAGUUGCUCGUCACGUUAUCAUUCUUUAAAUUUUGUUGAUCAAGAAUGACGAACAACAACCUGUAAUAUUUGUGUUUUUUGUUGCUGUUGUGUAUUUUAUUUAUUUCAUGCUGCUGAUUUGGUGUUUCACUAUGAGCAGGCCUCAAAAUGACGCCACUAGACACAAAAACACUGAAUGUACCCAAGUGUGGCAACAAUAAACAUUAUUUUCUGUCA
Messenger RNA from Dunckerocampus dactyliophorus (ringed pipefish), 707 nucleotides. RefSeq names its product MLLT11 transcription factor 7 cofactor (gene mllt11). Gene Ontology annotation, biological process: positive regulation of DNA-templated transcription; positive regulation of release of cytochrome c from mitochondria; positive regulation of mitochondrial depolarization. The record is from RefSeq and is a predicted model, not a curated record. The transcript is spliced from 3 exons. Lineage: Eukaryota; Metazoa; Chordata; Actinopteri; Syngnathiformes; Syngnathidae. Gene Ontology annotation, cellular component: nucleoplasm; cytosol. Bases 163 to 405 code for a protein of 80 amino acids.